UUUUGCUGCUGCUGCUGCUGCUGCUUGUUGUUGUGUUUGCUGCUUGCAGCGGCAUUUAACAGUUAAUCAAGUUAUUAGUUUUGUCUGUUGUUGCUGCUAUUAAUCAGAGCUCUCCUGAUGUUGUGUUGGUUUUUUUAGUUCAACUUGAAAUAAAUUCUAUUGUUUACCAUCUUAAAAACUGGUGCUCUUCUUAUCAGUGGUUUUAUGUCAGCACCCACACAAGCAGGGAGAGGGAACGACAGAAAGAGACUACAACAAUGAAAUAUUCAAUGCUGUUGUUUUAUUCCAUACAUUCAUACUCAUCGAUUCUUUGGAUUUUAAAAGUAGUAACUGUGUUAAAUUCUCUUAUGGUUCGGUUAGCGUUAAAUGAAUCUCUUCUUCUAGUUCUUCGUGUUCUGAUUAUGGCCGAGAGGGAAUUAGAACUUGGCGUUUCAUAAUGUUUUCGCGACGCUUAUGAGUGGUGUUUUUGGUUUUUCUAUAAAACAAUUUGUCCAGCUUUGGGACAAAUUAGUUUGUUAACAAAUUCUAACCCAGCAUCUAGAGUGCAACCUCAAUUAAGGCUCAGCUGAAGCCAUUUAAUAAAAAAUAAGCAAAAAUUAAUUUUAAAUAAACAAACAAUCUUAAAAACAAACAAAAAUUUUCGAAAAAAGAACAAAACUUUAAAAAAUAUUCUAAAAGUGUCGUGCAAAAAUAUUAAUAAAACAUUUUAAAAAUAUGUUUAAAUUCUUUGGGGUUUUAGUGUUGACAGUGCAUUUAGUCCACAGUCAAAUUGGAUUUUCAUCGAUAACUUGCUCACAACGAAAUCCAAAAAUAGUAGGCGGUCUAGAGGCUGAUCGCAAUGAAAUGCCCUACAUUGUUAGUCUAACACGAAGAGGUGGUCACUUUUGUGGGGCUACAAUUAUACAUGCGAAAUGGGUAUUGACAGCGGGCCAUUGCAUAUGCAAUGGCUUGAAUAAAUUUAUGAAAGCCUCCCAAAUACAGGGUGUUAUGGGCUUGCAUAGCAUCUCUCAAUAUCUGAAUGGAAUACACAAUGAACGCAAUGGAGCAGCACCGGUGCAAGUGAACUUCAAGAACAUUAUACCCCAUCCAAAUUAUGAAUGCACGAAUCCGAAAAAUGAUAUUGCCUUGAUGGAAUUGUUGCAGCCCAUACUCUUUACCAAACACAUACAGCCUAGUUGUCUGAUCUCUGAUACGCAGCGAAACCAUGAAAAUGAAUUGGCCACCGUAGCCGGCUGGGGCUGGACCCAAGAAAAUCAAGCCGAAGGUGAUAGGGCUGACACUUUGCGCAAGGCUUCUGUGCGUGUCUGGAACAAUAACAUCUGUGAACGCUCCUACCAGUUGAAUGGCAGACCAAAUAGCGUCAUUACAGACAGCCAGAUGUGUGCUGGCUAUGAAAAUGGCGGCAUUGAUUCAUGCUGGGCUGAUUCCGGUGGUCCUUUGAUGUCCAAGGAAAACUUCCUAAUUGGUGUGGUGUCAACGGGUAUUGGUUGUGCCAGACCCGGUUUGCCUGGAAUCUAUACAAGGGUCAGCAAAUAUGUCCAAUGGAUGGAAUCUGUGAUAUUUUCCCGAUAGUUUUAAGCAUUUUAAUGUGAAUUGUUUGUGAUAAUAUAUGUGUUAACUUAUAUACUGUGAUAUUUGA
This is a messenger RNA of Stomoxys calcitrans (stable fly), 1639 nucleotides long. Its product is annotated as transmembrane protease serine 9. Gene Ontology annotation, biological process: proteolysis. The coding region runs from base 715 to 1572 and encodes 285 amino acids. NCBI's taxonomy places the organism in Eukaryota, Metazoa, Arthropoda, Insecta, Diptera, Muscidae. The record is from RefSeq and is a predicted model, not a curated record. The transcript is spliced from 4 exons. Gene Ontology annotation, molecular function: serine-type endopeptidase activity.